This is a messenger RNA of Lucilia cuprina (Australian sheep blowfly), 1227 nucleotides long. It is a transcript of the gene bou, whose product is annotated as U-scoloptoxin(05)-Cw1a. The transcript has a single exon. Gene Ontology annotation, biological process: sleep; positive regulation of voltage-gated potassium channel activity; regulation of synaptic transmission, cholinergic. Bases 692 to 1132 code for a protein of 146 amino acids. Lineage: Eukaryota; Metazoa; Arthropoda; Insecta; Diptera; Calliphoridae. The record is from RefSeq and is a predicted model, not a curated record.
UGAAACAUAGACUAGAAUUAACCACCAUAUUUGAAACCUUCCACAAAAAUAAACAGCUAAUACCAAUGUUAUAAUAAGUGGUAACUACGCAACGAAAUGGUAAGUAGAAAAACCAAGAAAAAAUAAAAAUUGAUGACGUUGCGUUGUUAAGGAAGCUAGAAUUCCACCAAAAAGGUAAGGUUCAAACAACAAUACCAUAUUGUACUUGUAUAGCCAACAAAAAUAAUGUUAAACAUGCUGAUACUUGCACCACUACCUACCCCGAUUAGACCUAACAGAGCUAGUAGUCCCAAACGACCGUAUGAUAUAAAAUAAAGCACCACCAACAAAGGCAAAGUGGAGAGAGACCUAGGAGAGGUUUAGACAAGGGCAAUAAAGAGAAAAACACUCAAUUCCAGAAGACAGACCAAGAGUUGCUUGCUUGCUAGCUAUAGCAGCAAAAAAAGAGAGUGAGUUUUGCAAAACCGGCCAUAACUGACGCCAUUAAAAUACCACAACAACUCUGAAACGUCAGUACAGGCUUGACAUUUGAGUGUUUUGCUUUGGUUUGUGUUAAGAAAGAUAAGCAAAACACAAGUAAGAAAAAUAAAUUAAAAACAAAAUCGGUAAAAAGUUUGUAAAAGUUGUGUGGUGUUUUGGUUAAAAAAAACCUGUCAAAUUUUAACAAAAAAAGUUCAAAUUACAAAAAAAUAUGUGGCAGAAACUGUUCUUACAAAGUUUGCUGCUAAGUGCUGCCUUAAGCUCUGUCAUGGCCAUCAAUUGUUACGUAUGCGAUGCCUCUGAUACCAAUAAUCCAUUUCAGUGUGGCGAAUGGUUUGAACGUUUCGAUGACCCCGACUUACAGCCACAGAACUGUUCGAAUGUUCACGAUGCCAAGUUCUGUAUUAAACAUGUGGGACGUUUUGAAGGUGGCAUUGGAGCGAAGAGAUUCUGUUCAUCCAAAGAUUUAGGCAACUAUUGUGAUUAUGUGCGUAAUAAAGGUGAUCGUAUGGAUUAUAGAUCUUGUAUUUAUACUUGCAACACGGAUGGUUGUAAUGGUGCAUCUAGUUUACAUCUUACACAACUACUUCUGCCAUCAGUAGUAGGUGUGGUUGCGGUCUUAGCCGUAAUGAGGUUGAAAAUUUUGUGGUGAGAUAGAAGCAGUGUUGUUAAAGAGUGUAUUCGUUGAAAUGUUAGAUUUUUUUUAAAGUAAAAUAAAGCUUUCUUCAUAAAUUUUCUUUUAAUCGA